Molecule: messenger RNA, 2347 nt
Organism: Sebastes umbrosus (honeycomb rockfish)
Lineage: Eukaryota; Metazoa; Chordata; Actinopteri; Perciformes; Sebastidae
Gene: ctdspla
Product: CTD (carboxy-terminal domain, RNA polymerase II, polypeptide A) small phosphatase-like a
Exons: 8
Coding region: 478-1317 (279 amino acids)
Molecular function (GO): RNA polymerase II CTD heptapeptide repeat phosphatase activity
Source: RefSeq, a predicted model, not a curated record
GUAGUGAGCUUUGCUUUGCAUGGAUGGCCCUGUGGCAGCAGCAGGAGGACGGUCGCCAUCUCUGGGUAAACACUGUAACCGUAUCACGCAGUUGAUAUAUAGUAGUGUGUGUGUGUGGAGCUGGAGACUGGAGAGCAGGAGUACAGCCUUACAGUAGCAGCAGCAGCAGCAGCAGCAGGAGUGGUGCUACAGUAUGCUGCCUGCAACAGCAGCAGGACACACACGACUUCUUCGAUGCAGGACUGACGCUUUGUUUGUCUCCUGCACAUCGGAUGUUUUUGGACGCUUAUUUCCUCUCGCUUGAUAUUCCGUCUUUGUUGUUUUUUUGUGCGCUCCAAAGGGGGAAAUGCAUGCAUGCAUCGAAUAAAAUGGGAUUUUAAUGGUGCAGCCAGCAGGAGACUGUAGUGCGCCUCUUUGGUAAUGUUUGCCAAGGAAUAAAACGGUGUAGCCGAAAAGGUGCGUUAACAUCUCGUUUCCAUGGACAACACGUCCAUAAUAACACAGGUUGCAAAUCCCAAAGAGGAGGAGAGCAUUUCUUCAAGUCAAGAUAAAGUCUCCCAGUCCAACAGCAGCCUAAAGAAGCAUCGCAGUCGGAGCAUUUUCAGCCCCUUCUUCUGCUGCUUCCGCAACUACAAUGACUACCACGUGGAGCCACCACCCGCCAACAACAAGGCACUCGCUCUGCCCCCGCCGCCAGAGGAGAACGGCAGUCCUCCCAAGUGUGACCAGGUCCAGGUCAUCCCCAUCCCCAGUCCUCCAGCCAAGUUCCUCCUGCAGGAGGUCAGUAUCGCUGACUACGGCAAGAACUGUGUGGUGAUCGACCUGGACGAGACCCUCGUGCACAGCUCCUUCAAGCCCAUCAGCAAUGCAGACUUCAUCGUUCCAGUGGAGAUUGAUGGGACUGUUCAUCAGGUGUACGUGCUGAAGAGGCCCCACGUGGACGAGUUCCUCCAGAAGAUGGGGGAGCUCUACGAAUGCGUUCUCUUCACAGCGAGCUUAGCCAAGUACGCUGACCCUGUGGCAGACCUGCUGGACCAGUGGGGGGUGUUUCGCGCCCGGCUCUUCAGGGAAUCCUGUGUUUUCCACAGAGGAAACUACGUCAAAGACCUCAGCCGGCUGGGCCGAGAGCUCAGUAAAGUCAUCAUCAUAGACAACUCACCUGCCUCCUACAUCUUCCACCCUGAGAACGCAGUCCCAGUGCAGUCCUGGUUUGACGACAUGACGGACACGGAGCUGCUGGACCUGAUCCCUCUGUUUGAGGGCCUUAGUACAGAGGAGGACGUUUACAGUCUGUUACAGAGCCUGAGGAACAGGUAGCAGACGGCGGCUCCAGCUGGUAUCUUCCUGCCUCGGGGCCCCCGCUGCACAGAGGCCUCACCUCGCUGCCACGGCCCCCGCGGCCCGGCUCAUGUCCUCCGAGCGGCGCUGGGAGUCCCAGCGUGGCUCUAAACCCGAGGACUUCAGGCAAUCGCUCCGGUCAUAAUGAAAUCUAGAGACAACAACUGUAGGGAUCUCUGGAUUCUCGGUCUCUUUGUACAGGACUCCUACUGACAAAAGAUUAUAUCACUGUAUGUACAUACUAUAUGUUUCUAAGCAAGACAUACAUAAAGUAAUUUUUCUAUCAGAGAGCGGAGGUUUUACUAUUCUAUCAAGUAAUAUUUUAGUUACCAAAAAUAAUCCAAUAGACAGAAGGAAGAGGUUUUGGGUGACCUUUUGUUUUUUUUGUGUUGAGCUGUGCUAUGCAGGCUGUUGUAUCUCGUCUGACCUUUCAUUCAAACAACUGUGAUUUAUCUUCUCUUACAGAAUGAAGUGCCUUCAUUACUGUGCUGAUUUUGUUGUGUCGGGUUAUGGGGUGCGCAUUUUUAUGCUGCAUAUUUACUCAAAUCUCUAAAUGCGUAUUAACUAAAUCCUUAAAUUGAAGUUGGAAAGAAGUCUUUGGUAAUUGUCAUUUAAAACAGAAAAGAAUAAUGUAUCCAGCUAGCCUGUUAGACCCGGAUGAUUCUUUGCUUUUGAGUUAAGUGACAUUGAAUUGUUAAAUUUACCAAAGAUUUCUUCAAUUCAAUGUGCUUUUGACGUCAUUUGAUCCUUGACAGUGACUGUAAAUUGAUAAUCCUUCAAUCCAAGACAUUGAAACCCCACUUGAUUAUUGAAAAAAAAAAAAAAGAAACCUUUGUGAUGACAUCGCCGUCCACCAAUAAAUGUUAAACUUUUGAGGAAGAUAUAAUAAUUAGCUUAGAUAACAUGAAAUUCUAUUUAUUGGGGAAAAAGGGGGUUGGGUGCAUUGUAAAGACUGCUGUUGAAAUCGUACUGUACAACAUUAUUAAAGUUGCAAGUUUGCACACUGUCA